AUGUUCACUACGCUCAUGGUGUUGGAGCUAGCCCUUGGCACGGGGCUAGCUGCACCUGUGGUCGAGGACUUACACCUUCUGCAGCGACGUGCCGGGAAGCUGAGCACAGAGCUGAUCGCAGAGGUCGUGCCCCAAGGCCUAGUUGCGGCCGACCAGCUUGACGUGAAAGCAGUCGAGGCAGCUCACGAAGAGGCCACACAUGUGACCACACCGUGCCAAAGCAAAGAGAAUUGCUCACAGUGCAUUGUGGCAACAGUCCUCGACGUGUUUGACGUGCUGCAGAGCACCUCAGACCUCUCACCCAUGAACGCGAAAGUGGACAAGGCCUUGACUGCUUUGGUGUCUAUGGUGCUGGUGCCUCAGCCAACUGCGGUGGUCACUGCUGCGCUUGAAGAUGCGCAAGUGCGGGCGAUCAAGAAGCCAUUGUGGCACUACCUGUCCGAGGCGGAGUACGAGAUGGAAAGUUGGUGGGCUCGCAGAUUUCUGGCAGAGCAUGUGACCAUGGAGGGCACAAGCGCUUUCUGGUACAGAGAAAACUACAAAGAACUCACUGCGCUGGAGCUUGCACAUUUGCAGCAAGUUGGGCAUCGGCCGAGUGCAAGCGACCACGUUGUGUUUGUCGGUGGCGGUCCACUGCCUUUUAGCGCCAUCGAGUACAUGCUGCAGAGCGGCGCAAAGAUCACCGUUGUUGAGCAGAACCCUUGGGCUGCACAACUCUCAACAGUAUUGAUCAAGCAGCUGGGAUUGAAGAAUGUAGCGGUAGAGUAUGCCUCAGGUGAGCGGUUUGACUACAAAGGUGCCACGCACUUGAUCGUUGCCGCACUUGUGCGGCAUGACGAUGCAGUCAUUCGCCGGGCGAUGGACACGGCUGACUUGCGCAUGAUUGGAGUGAGGAGCGCCGAUGGCUUGCGGUCUCUCUUGUAUGCGCCGUUGGACAGCUCGAUUGACCAAUUGCAUCUACAGCCCACAGGAGGCAGUGCCGUGAAUGAGCGCGUCAUAAACACGCUUCUGACUUUUGAGCCUGGUCAAUCCAGGGGUUUUGACACAUGA
Effrenium voratum is the source of this 1050-nucleotide messenger RNA. Lineage: Eukaryota; Dinophyceae; Suessiales; Symbiodiniaceae. The record is from the annotation of a GenBank genome assembly.